Prinia subflava (tawny-flanked prinia) is the source of this 525-nucleotide messenger RNA. It is a transcript of the gene SF3B5, whose product is annotated as splicing factor 3b subunit 5. The transcript has a single exon. Gene Ontology annotation, biological process: mRNA splicing, via spliceosome. Gene Ontology annotation, cellular component: precatalytic spliceosome; U2 snRNP. Lineage: Eukaryota; Metazoa; Chordata; Aves; Passeriformes; Cisticolidae. The record is from RefSeq and is a predicted model, not a curated record. The coding region runs from base 106 to 366 and encodes 86 amino acids.
CCCAGGCCCGCACCGCACCGCCCAGGCCCGCACCGCACCGCGCCGCCCAGGCCCGCACCGCACCGCCCAGGCCCGCACCGCCCAGGCCGCACCGCCGGCCGCAGCAUGACGGACCGCUACACCAUCCACAGCCAGCUGGAGCACCUGCAGUCCAAGUACAUCGGCACGGGGCACGCCGACACCACCAAGUGGGAGUGGCUGGUGAACCAGCACCGCGACUCGUACUGCUCCUACAUGGGCCACUUCGACCUGCUCAACUACUUCGCCAUCGCCGAGAACGAGAGCAAGGCGCGCGUCCGCUUCAACCUGAUGGAGAAGAUGCUGCAGCCGUGCGGGCCGCCCGCAGACAAGCCCGACGAGUCCUGACCCUCCGUCCUGCUGGGCCGGCCUUCCCUCCUGCGUGAUUCCCGCGAAGGACUGACCGGGAGAAGCCUCGCAAAAUGCCUGCUUCUGGACUCUGACUGUGCAGUCGUUCGCCUUUUUUUUUUCAAGUGGAAUAUAAUAAAGCUUCCUGGGCAUUCCUAA